Leishmania mexicana MHOM/GT/2001/U1103 is the source of this 2874-nucleotide messenger RNA. RefSeq names its product putative dual-specificity protein kinase. Gene Ontology annotation, molecular function: ATP binding; protein serine/threonine kinase activity; protein serine/threonine/tyrosine kinase activity. Bases 1 to 2874 code for a protein of 957 amino acids. The transcript has a single exon. Gene Ontology annotation, biological process: peptidyl-serine phosphorylation; peptidyl-threonine phosphorylation. NCBI's taxonomy places the organism in Eukaryota, Euglenozoa, Kinetoplastea, Trypanosomatida, Trypanosomatidae. The record is from RefSeq and is a predicted model, not a curated record.
AUGCACCCCGAAGAUGGCUCGGGCACAUCGGGUGCUGCUCCUAUCUCCGCGUCGGAGGCACUGCGUAGCUUUGGUGGGUGCCUCACAGCGUACGAAAGGAAGGAGAUAGUGCAGUACGAGACCAUUCACUACGUCGGCCAAAGAUGCGUCGACAAGAGGAGGUCGCCGACCAACGGUCGCAAUGAUGGGUAUGACACCGAGGAAGGUGAAUACAUCUUUCGCGUCAAGGACCACAUCGCUUACCGCUACGAGGUCCUCAAGGAGUUGGGAAGCGGUGCGUUUGGCCAAGUCUUCAAGGCAAUCGACCAUUUGGAUAGUUCAAUUGUAGCGGUGAAGAUGAUUCGAAACCAGCGCAAGGUACUGCAACAGGCCGAGCAGGAGAUUCGCAUGCUACGGCAUGUGAACGACCGCGAUCCAAAAGGACUCUACGGCAUCGUGCGCAUGACAGACAACUUCAAGUUUCGCGGACAUACAUGCAUCACCUACGAGCUCCUAGGCGCCAACCUAUAUGACUAUCUUAAAGCGAGCAACUUUUUCCCGAUGACACUGUCGUUGAUCCGCAGCAUUGCUGCGCGCAUGCUGGUGGCGCUGACGUUUCUAGCGCGCGAGAGUAUAAUUCACUGCGACCUGAAGCCCGAGAACAUUCUGCUGCGCGACAGCGACCCGUCUGUCGUGAAAGUGGUCGAUCUAGGGUCUGCGAGCUUCGACGUGAAAAACAUGUGCACGUACAUCCAGUCGCGCUUCUAUCGCGCGCCGGAGGUAAUUAUGGAGCAGAAGUACGACAAGGCAAUCGACUGGUGGAGCUUCGGGUGCAUACUGUGCGAGCUGGCCAACGGUAACCCCAUCUUUCCCGGCGAGGAUGAGAAAGAUCAGCUAGGGUGCAUCAUGGAAUACCUAGGGCCACCGCCACAGAGCUUUGUAGAGGCCUCCUCUGCCAGGCGGAGGCGCGAGUUCUUCGACGAGCGUUACAAGCCACGACCCCGCACGACGUGCACGGGUAAACAACGUGAGCUAGGGUCUCGAUCGCUAGCGAAGUUCGUGGCGGUCUCAGAGGACGACGACUUUCUGAGUUUUGUGCGCCUCUUUCUGCAGUGGGAACCAUCGAAGCGGGUCCCACCGCGCGAAGCGAUGAAGCACCACUGGAUCUGCGGCGAGUUUGUCUUUCCCACCCAGUCGGAGGAGAAGCCGACGUUGUCGUCGCUGACAAAGGAGAGCAACGACUCUGCCACCGGGCCGCUCAAGGCGUGUAUGUCUCAGGAGCCUGCCGCAUCACUAAAAACGGAGGCAUCCACGCCCAUCACCUUGGGGCAACCUUUCACGGCUCGCGGGGCGCCGGCGGAUUUUCUAUCGCCGAGUGCUCCGCAUCAAAGGGUCCAAAGAUCGGCGCUGUUGCCGCAGCCGCCCACUGCCUGCACAGAUAGAGAGAACUGCGAUGCCCUCUCAGGUGACGGUGCCAUUCCCGUGGGCACAGUGCCGUGUUCUCGCGACGCGUCCGCCAGCACUGCGACGCACGGCGCGGCUCGAUUGACAGGCGCGCAGGUGCAGCGGCCGCCAGCACAGCGACGGCAGAGCGGACGCCUGCAUCGCGGCAGGCAGCGACGUUCCACAGACAUGGCAGACGUUGAAAUGCCGGGAGAGGCCAUUACUUCACCGAAUCACUCGACAUCUCUUCACGCAGCAUUGGAUGUUGAAGUGUCCGCUACAGAGAAGCGCACGCGUGAGUUCAUAAUCGCUGCGAAUGGCGCAUCUUCUCCCUCCUCCUGCGCAUGCGGAACCGCCACGAGAGCGACCAACGCAAGGUCUCACGAAGUGCGCCUCACCAACAGAGUGCUCUCGUCAGAGGUGCUGUCGCCUGCCAUCUUGCGCUCUAGCGCCAACCCCAUCAUCGUCACUUCCCGCGGCAGGAAUGCCCACUCACCUGAGAACAAAGCAUCACUAAAUGCAUCUCACAGCAAGAUCAACAACGGUGGUGCCGUCGGCAACGCGCGCGGCGGCAACAGUGCAGGAGACGUGCCCACGAGGGUGUUUGAGUUGCGCCAGAAGUACGGGGAUUCCAAGACGAAGGCAGGAACUGUCGAUCCAUCUGACAGGGGUGGCAGGACCAUUGCCUUUAAUAGCCUUUCACGAUGGUCCAACACGGCGGGGAAGACGCAAUUAGGUGGGCAUCGGCAAGGGAAUGCGAGUGCAUCAGACACGCUGGAUAGCCGCGGCCGCGCAUCGCCUGGAGUGUCGACUGACUCUCCGAGAGGGCAGUCGAGAGGGGAACGCAGAGAGUAUUCGAUCAACCUCGACGCAGCGACUUUGCCACCCACCGAGGUGUACCAGCCCGCUGCAGUGAAAGGCAGUCUGCACGUGGGAGAGUACAUGCUACCGUCAGAGCUGCCACUGUUUAGCGAAGGCGCUAGUUCUGGCCCCCACGAUGUUGAGGUAGCGCCGAACUGCAGUCUGCUGGGAGCAAUGGUGUCGGAACCGUGCGGCAAGAGUGAGAAGAGCCAGGUCUCGCUGCAGCCACGGGGAAGCUCUCCUCCCUCUUCGUCUGGCCCAUCCGCUGUUGCCACACCUUCGCUAAGGCCGCAGUAUACGCUUCGGCACCGCGGCACUCAACGCAGCAUGCUCGCCAUGCGCGACGGCGGGGCGGCGCAUGCCGCCGCAAGAAGUCAGCGUGCGGUGGCAGGUGCCGCAGCGCCGGUGUCAUGGGAAAGGCCACCUGUUCAACCCAGCGACAUGCCCCUGGUACCGCCUCGGCAAACGUUGGCCCAGCGAUCUCUACUGCUGCAGCGGAACGGUGCUGGAACCCGGGGCGGGGAUGUGGUGAAGCCUUCCACCACCCCUGCGACGCAGCUACCAUCGCUCAAGAGAUACUCGGCUCACUGA